Molecule: messenger RNA, 877 nt
Organism: Triticum dicoccoides
Lineage: Eukaryota; Viridiplantae; Streptophyta; Magnoliopsida; Poales; Poaceae
Exons: 3
Coding region: 1-774 (257 amino acids)
Biological process (GO): defense response to other organism
Cellular component (GO): plasma membrane
Source: RefSeq, a predicted model, not a curated record
AUGGAUCCUGUCAUGACCAGCAGCAGCAGGAGGAGGAGGAGAGGAGGCUACGGCUGCAAGGAGAGCUGCCAUGGCCACUGCCUACCUCCUCAAUCCGCCAAAUGCCUCUGCCUCUACCUGCUGCUCUCGCUGAUCCUCCUCGUCCUCGUCGCGGCCGUGCUGCUCGUCGUCUUCGUCACGAGGCUCAAGAAGCCGACCUUCUACCUGCAGUCCGUCCAGAUGGACAGAUCGUUCAGCCUCCGGCCGUCGUCGUCCAACCGCAGCGGCGACAACGCGUCGUCGUGCUCGGUGGCGUCGCUGCUGUUCGCGGCGCAGAACCCGAACGGGAUCGGGAUAAGGUACAGCGCGGCGGACCUCGGCGUGGCCUACGCGAACGAGUCGAUCGGCGCCAUGGACGUGCCGGUGUUCUACCAGCCGCCGCGGAGCAGCAACGUGACGGUGCUCAUGCACGCCGUGUUCGAGGAGUCCAACGUCAGCCGGCUCGUCGUCAGCGAGCUGUCGGCGCAGAGGAAGCUCGUCGAGAUCAGGAUCGCCGGGAGCAUCGACGCCACCACGCACAUCAUGAACUUCCCUCUGCCAAAGCUUCAGUUUACUCUCGAUUGCAGGAUAGCAACUAACUACACCGACAUAGUGCUCCGGGAAGGGAUUGAGUCUGCAGCUAUACGCAAGGCAAUCCAAGUAUCUGCACUGCCCCACAUCUCACAGAAGUGCUCUAUAAAGCUUGCCACGAGGUCGAGAGGGAAGAGGACAAGGCUUGCAGAUUUAGGAUGCUGAUUUCAUAGAAUUUAACCCCUUUUUUUUCGAACUACUCCCUCCGUCUCAUAAUAUAAGAACGUUCUUGACACUACACUAGUGUAAAAAAAUGUUCUUAUAUUAU